Centropristis striata (black sea bass) is the source of this 1780-nucleotide messenger RNA. Its product is annotated as cytochrome P450 2J6-like. Gene Ontology annotation, cellular component: cytoplasm; intracellular membrane-bounded organelle. The transcript is spliced from 9 exons. Bases 1 to 1509 code for a protein of 502 amino acids. Gene Ontology annotation, molecular function: iron ion binding; heme binding; oxidoreductase activity, acting on paired donors, with incorporation or reduction of molecular oxygen, reduced flavin or flavoprotein as one donor, and incorporation of one atom of oxygen. Gene Ontology annotation, biological process: xenobiotic metabolic process. The record is from RefSeq and is a predicted model, not a curated record. Lineage: Eukaryota; Metazoa; Chordata; Actinopteri; Perciformes; Serranidae.
AUGGAUUCAAUCUUUUCUGUUUUUGGACCCUAUAUUAACUGGGAUGUCACAAGUCUGUUGCUCUUCACUUUAGUUUUCAUCCUCACUGCAGAUUAUCUUAAGAACCGACGGCCGAACACCUACCCUCCUGGACCCCGGAUGCUUCCUAUUGUGGGCAACAUAUUCACUGUGGAUCACAAAAGGCUCCAUGAGAGUAUGACACAGUUAGCAGGAAGAUAUGGAGACGUGUACAGCCUGCGAAUGGGUCAGACAUGGAUGGUGGUGUUAAACCGGUUUGAGGUUCUCAAAGAAGCUCUGGUAACUCAGGGAGACAGCCUGGUGGACCGUCCACUAAGAGCUCUGGAUCAGGAUGUAGUGCAUGGACAAGGUGUUAUAAACAGUAAUGGGAACAUAUGGAAGCAGCAGAGACGUUUUGCACUUUCAACUCUCAGAUAUUUUGGAUUUGGCAAGAAGUCUCUUGAACCUGUCAUCUUGGAUGAAUUUACAUUUUGUGCAAAAGACUUCAAAAGCUAUAAAGGUAAGCCACUGAAUCCACACCUCAUCAUGAGCAACGCUGUCUCCAACAUUAUCUGCUCCCUGGUUUUUGGUCAUCGCUUUGAUUAUGGUGAUGAGUCAUUCCUGAAACUGAUGAGGUUGUUUAGUGAAGCACUCGAAAUUGAAGGAUCCAUUUGGGCACAGCUUUACAACGCAUUCCCUCUGCUGAUGAGACGUCUGCCAGGACCACAUCAGACAUUCCUGCACACCUGGAAAGAUGUAAAGGACUUCAUACGAGUUGAGCUCAAGGAGCACAAACAGAACUGGGAUUCCUCAGACCAGAGAGACUACAUCGACUGCUACCUGAAUGAGAUUAACACGAGUAAGAGGCAGGCUGACAACACUUUUGAUGAAGAAAACCUGAUUAUGUGUGUCUUGGAUCUGUUUGUGGCUGGCUCUGAGACCACAUCCACCACCCUGCGCUGGGCUUUCCUCUACAUGGCAAAGUACCCCGAGAUCCAGGAAAAGGUCCAGGCUGAGAUAGACAGAGUGAUUGGACAGUCCAGACAGCCGUCCAUGGAAGAUCGUGCAAACCUGCCCUACACUGAUGCUGUUAUACAUGAGAUCCAGAGGAUGGGCAACAUAGUUCCCCUCAGCCUGCCUCAUAUUACCAACAGGGACAUCCAGCUGGGAGGCUACACCAUCCCAAAGGGAGUUACAAUAAUCCCCAAUCUGACCUCGGUGCUGUUUGACAAGACUGAGUGGGAGACGCCCGACACCUUUAACCCAGGACACUUUCUGAACAAGGAGGGCAAGUUUGUGAAGCGAGCUGCUUUCAUCCCGUUCUCUGCUGGUAAGCGAUUGUGUCUCGGUGAGAGCCUGGCCAAGAUGGAGCUUUUCCUCUUCUUCACCUCCUUCAUGCAGCACUUCACCUUCUCCAUGCCUGCUGGAGUGAAGCCUGUCAUGGAUUUCAACUUUGGCACCACUUUGGCACCAUGUCAAUAUGAAAUAUGUGCAACCUCACGCCAAGAGUAGCUCAAACAUUAAAAAUAUAUGUUUCAAAGAGCAAUGAGCUUUUCUUCUUUUUAUCACUGUGACAUGGUUUAGAGAAUUAUGUUUACCUUUAAUUUUAGAUGACGUGUCAGUCUAUAGACUUUUCAUUAGAAGUCUCUUAUUGCCAACACCAAAGCCCUAAUGUAUUGUUUAUUUUUUUUAGUGUCACUUUUGGUGUAAUGUGAUGUGGUUCAUCUGUCCUGAGCUGGGUAGAAAAUUGUAUUAAAGUCACCUCUGAUUUUGAAAGCUGAUG